Messenger RNA from Thlaspi arvense, 1809 nucleotides. The record is from the annotation of a GenBank genome assembly. Lineage: Eukaryota; Viridiplantae; Streptophyta; Magnoliopsida; Brassicales; Brassicaceae.
GUUUUCAGUUCCCACUGAAUAAUCGGAUAAAACCCCUAAUUUUGACCUAAACUUUGCCAUUAAUAGAACAUCAUCUUCUCUCUUGCUCUCAGACUCUCAAACUUAGCCUCUCUGCUUUGGUCCGAACUAAAUUAAAUCAAAUCAAACACACUCAUAGGCAAAUUUAAUGGCGGACGUCAAGGACCAAUCCGAAGCCUCGGAUUCUCAGCCGCUAAUUGACAAUCAACCGCCUCCGUCAUCACCGCCGCCGCCGCAGCCGGAGGUUGAGAAGGUUGAGGAGAAUCAAAGGAAACCAUCUCCUCCGCCGCCGCCGCCGCAACAACCACACUGGAUCGGGAUGCGUUAUCCACCGGCGGUUGUAAUGCCGCAUCAAAUGAUGUAUGCUCCGGCGCCGCCGCCACCGCCUUACUCACCGUAUCAUCAAUUUCCGAAUCAUCACCACCAUCAUCACCAAUCUCGUGGUAAUAAGUAUCAGAACGCAUCCAACGGGGAGAACAAAACCAUUUGGAUCGGUGAUUUGCAUCAUUGGAUGGAUGAGAGUUACCUCAAUUCUGCUUUUGCUCCCGCCGGCGAGUUGGUUUCGGUCAAGGUUAUUCGCAACAAGCACACUGGUUUAUCCGAAGGCUAUGGAUUCGUGGAGUUUCUUUCCCACGACAUAGCUGAUAAGGUUUUGAAAGAAUUCAACGGAACAACAAUGCAUAACACAGAGCAGCCUUACCGUUUAAACUGGGCUAGUUUCAGCACCGGUGAGAAGCGGUUAGAGAACAAUGGACCUGAUCUCUCUAUCUUCGUGGGGGAUUUGGCGCCUGAUGUCUCUGAUUCUCUGCUGCAAAACACCUUCUCGGAGAAGUACCCUUCGGUUAAAGCUGCGAAAGUUGUCAUCGAUGCUAAUACCGGAAGAUCAAAAGGCUAUGGCUUUGUGAGGUUCGGAGAUGAUAACGAAAGGACCAAAGCGAUGACUGAGAUGCACGGCGUGAAAUGUUCUAGCCGAGCUAUGCGAAUCGGUCCUGCAACACCUAGGAAAACAACUGGUUUUCAACCACAAGGUGGAUACAUCCCGAAUGGUGGCAUGGCACGUCCUGAUGGGGAGUCAAACACAACAAUAUUUGUUGGAGGACUUGACUCUAGUGUCACUGACGAAGAUCUAAAGCAACCUUUCGCUGCGUAUGGGGAAAUAAUCUCUGUCAAGAUUCCUCUUGGCAAAGGAUGCGGAUUUGUUCAAUUUGUUAACAGAACAAAUGCAGAAGAGGCUUUGGAGAAACUAAAUGGGACUGUAAUUGGAAAACAGACAGUUCGGCUUUCUUGGGGACGUAGUCCAGCCAAUAAGCUGCCUAGAGAUAAGUAUGGAAACCAAUGGGUCGGACCAUACUACGGAGGACAGUAUUACAAUGGGUAUGGUUACAUGGUACCGCAACCUCAUGACCCAAGAAUGUAUGCUGCUGCACCUUACGGAGGGUAUCCAAUGUAUGGUGGUCAUCAGCAACAAGUAAGCUGAGGAAACUAAUCUUAAGGAUCUAGAGGCAAACAAACAAAACUCACUCAACAUUAGGUGAUGCUAGGAGGUACAAGGCAAAGAAAAAAUGGCUGGCUUUUUUUUUUUUGCCUCUCCUUGGGGUUUAGGGUUUAUUAUCUUUUAGUGGGAAACUGAGUUUUGAUGGAAACCUUAGCAGUAAUUUAGGGAGACUUGGAUUUGAUUGAUUGAUUGGAUUUGUUUCUUGAGAUGCUUUUCACUAUGGAACUUAUUAAACGAAAGAAGAAAGUGAGUUGCACCAAUUGAUUAUCAUGUUUCCUAUAUAUUUUUGUUUUCUG